Messenger RNA from Candidula unifasciata, 849 nucleotides. Lineage: Eukaryota; Metazoa; Mollusca; Gastropoda; Stylommatophora; Geomitridae. The record is from the annotation of a GenBank genome assembly.
AUGGCGGACGCAGCUGCAGCACCAGCCGGUGAUAGUCCGAGGGGUGGGUUCCGUGGUGGCUUUGGAGACAGGGGUCGAGGCCGUGGUCGGGGUGGAGGUCGUGGCCGUGGCAGAGGUCGUGGACGAGGUGCUAAGGAUGGUGACAAGGAGUGGGUACCUGUGACCAAACUUGGGCGUCUCGUUAAGGAUGGCAAAAUCAAGUCAUUGGAAGAGAUUUAUCUCUUCUCACUGCCAAUGAAGGAGUGUGACAUCAUUGACGUUUUCCUGCCACCUGGAACGUUGAAGGAUGAAGUGCUGAAGAUUAUGCCUGUUCAGAAGCAGACUCGUGCCGGUCAAAGAACCAGAUUUAAGGCUUUUGUAGCAGUUGGAGACUACAAUGGUCACGUUGGACUGGGUGUGAAGUGCUCUAAGGAAGUGGCCACUGCCAUCCGAGGAGCCAUCAUACUUGCCAAACUUUCAUUCGUUCCAGUGAGGCGAGGCUACUGGGGCAACAAAAUUGGAAAGCCCCAUACAGUGCCAUGCAAAGUCACUGGGAAAUGUGGCAGUGUUUUGGUGAGGCUGAUUCCAGUCCCAAGAGCUACUGGCAUUGUCAGUGCCCAUGUGCCCAAGAAACUACAGACCAUGGCUGGGAUUGAAGAUUGCUACACCUCUGCCAGGGGUGCAACCUCCACUCUGGGGAACUUCGCUAAAGCUACCUACGCAGCGAUUGCAAAGACAUAUUCAUAUCUGACCCCCGACUUCUGGAAGGAAACUGUGUUCACCAAACCUCCUUACCAGGAGUUUACUGACUACUUGAUGAAAAACCACAGCAGAACAAAUGUUCAGCGCCAAGAACAGAAAGUCUACUAA